AUGUUUGGUAUUCUGUCGGCCAUCUUUACCAAACUUCUCGGGGUUCUCAAGACGAUGGCCCAAAUAGGCAUCUCGUUAGGGGCUUUAGUUCUCCUAGGACUCUAUACUUAUCAGAACACAUUGAUCUAUCCAGCCUCUCUCAACGAUGGACAUGGACAUUGCGCCACGCCCGAUGAGUACGACAUGCCAGAUUACGAUCUUGUUAACUUGCGUACGGAAGAUGGGGAAACUUUGCAAUGCUACCUGUUGAAACACGAUCGUACUUCUCCAGACUAUGCCAACAAAACCAUCUUGAUACUAUCACCCAAUGCUGGCAACAUUGGCCAUGCCUUGCCAAUUGUUUCGAUAUUCUACCGCAACUUCGGAUACAAUGUCUUUAUCUACUCUUACCGUGGAUACGGUCGGUCUACGGGCAAAGCUUCCGAAAAAGGCUUGAAGAUAGAUGCUCAAACGGUGAUGCAAUAUUUGACUGAGGAAGACGAACAGUACCUGCAAUCGUCGUUGGUUCUCUACGGUCGUUCAUUGGGUGGUGCUGUAGCUAUUUAUAUUGCAGCUACGAUGUCGAAAUCCAUUUGUGCUGUCAUCUUGGAGAACACCUUUCUCUCUAUUCGUAAAACAGUUCCACAUGUAUUUCCUUUGCUCAAGUACUUCACCAGUUUCGUACACCAGCAUUGGGAUCUGGAGUCGCUUGUUCCUCUAAUUCCAGCCAGUAUACCUGUGUUACUUUUGAGUGCUCGUAAAGACGAAAUCGUACCUCCAGAGCAUAUGGACAGAAUCAAUGCUUUGCUGAAAAGUGAAGACAAGACCUUCUACACAUUUGAAAACUCGGCUCACAAUGACACUGUGAUCCAGCCCGAAUAUUGGAACUACAUUCAGGUAUUUAUCCAGGACAAAGUUAACCCUGUGGGGUAUUAG
Messenger RNA from Scheffersomyces stipitis CBS 6054, 915 nucleotides. RefSeq lists its product as uncharacterized. The coding region runs from base 1 to 915 and encodes 304 amino acids. The record is from RefSeq and is a predicted model, not a curated record. Gene Ontology annotation, cellular component: membrane. Lineage: Eukaryota; Fungi; Ascomycota; Pichiomycetes; Serinales; Debaryomycetaceae. The transcript has a single exon. Gene Ontology annotation, molecular function: palmitoyl-(protein) hydrolase activity.